Messenger RNA from Prionailurus viverrinus (fishing cat), 6628 nucleotides. RefSeq names its product adenylate kinase 9 (gene AK9). Gene Ontology annotation, cellular component: mitochondrion; cytoplasm. Lineage: Eukaryota; Metazoa; Chordata; Mammalia; Carnivora; Felidae. Gene Ontology annotation, biological process: AMP phosphorylation. The record is from RefSeq and is a predicted model, not a curated record. Gene Ontology annotation, molecular function: ATP binding; ATP hydrolysis activity; AMP kinase activity. The transcript has 39 exons. Bases 724 to 6180 code for a protein of 1818 amino acids.
UCGCGCUUCAUCUAGUCCUCUUUGGAAAAGGAGUAGGGUUUGCGACUGGAUUGCUUCUUUUGAAUCGGUUUCUGAGUUGUAGAUAGAUCCAUUCGAAGUUGGUCUCUUUUUUUCUGCCUACCUCUGCCUUUAUUUUCCUGGAAAUAUAUCUGAUAGCCCUUCGCUGUGUGCCGGUGUUUUUCCCCUUGCGUCUCUUUAUCUGUAUUAACCCUUAGGAGAGUCAACAAAAUCCAUGCUGUCUGAAAGCUGUGUGGUUCAAGGAAUUUUUUUUUAAUCACCUUUUUAAAAAAAUCACCGAAAGUUGGAGAUUUUGUAAAUUCUACAAACGGACUGUCGUGCAAUGUUUAGUGCAGUGUGGUGUGGCACCGACUUUGAGACCGGCAGUUCUGGGUUAAAAUAAGGCCUCUUCCAUUUGAUAUGUGUGAACCCAAGUGGGCAAUGUACAUGCCCUCUCUAAUCAUCAUUCAUUUUAUAUUUGUCAAAAGGAAUGUAUUAAAAAUACAAAGUUAAGUGAAAAAGUGAAUAAGUAAAAUUAUUUUAAAAAAUCAAUAAAUUACAGCCCCACCUACAAGACCCGGUCCCCCAAGAGGCACUGCGCGAAGCCCCGCCAGGGGUUCCCUAGGCAACCGCUGCACCGACACAGCGAUACCAGAGGCGGCUGCGGACCGGCAGGUGGGGUCCUGUGGGCUCCUGGGGACUCCUCUGUGCCGAGUAUUUUAUAUUAUGAAUUCUGAAGAGAAUACAGAAGAGUAUCCUUUUGCAGAUAUAUUUAAUGAAGAUGAAGCUGAAUAUAACUUUUUGCUGUCUAAACCUGUUUGCUUUGUUAUAUUUGGGAAACCAGGGGUUGGGAAGACAACCUUAGCCCGUCAGAUAACACAAGCAUGGAAAUGUAUUCGUGUAGAAGCUUUACCAAUUUUGGAAGAACAGAUUGCCAGUGAAACUGAAUCAGGAGUUAUGUUGCAAUCAAUGCUGCUCGGUGGUCAAAGCAUUCCAGAUGAACUUGUCAUGAAGCUAAUGUUGGAGAAGCUCAACUCCCUGGAAGUUUCUCACUUUGGUUAUAUUGUCACUGAACUACCAUCACUUUCACAGGAUGCCAUAACUACUUUGCAGCAAAUAGAAUUAAUUAAAAAUUUAAAUUUGAAACCUGAUAUAAUAAUCAAUAUUAAGGCAUUUAUUGCAGAAAUGCAGAUGGUGGCUGAAAUUCUUCAACACGUAGUCCAGAGACCUGAGGAUUAUUUGGAAAAUAUUGAGAACGUUGUUAAACUUUACAAGGAACUAAUUCUUCAUUCUUUAGAAGAAGUAAUGGCUGAACACAAUUCCCAGUAUCUCAUUGAGCUCGAUGGAAAUAAGCCCCCAGAGGAGCUCUUCAUGACAGUUAUGGACCGACUUAAAUAUCUGAACCUAAAAAGAGCAGCUGUUUUAACUAAACUUCAGAGUGCAGAAGAAGAAAUUAAUGACAUAAUGGACAAUGAUGAGCUGUUCCGUACUCUUGCAUCUUAUAAACUUAUCGCACCAAGGUAUAGAUGGCAGAGAAGCAGAUGGGGACGUACAUGUCCUGUGACUUUAAAAGAAGGUAACAUUUAUCCAGGACUACCAGACUUUUCCGUGAGUUUUCUAGGUAAAAUGUACUGUCUUUCAUCAGAAGAAGCAUUAAAAAAAUUUUUAUUGAACCCACGUCCCUAUCUUCUUCCGCCUAUGCCGGCACCACCAUUUAAAGUAUUCAUAUUUGGACCUCAGUCUUCAGGGAAAACAACACUUAGCAAUUUGCUUGCAGAAAAUUACAAAGGAAAGGUAAUUGACUAUGCCGAACUUGUUCAACCACGUUUUGAUAAAGCCCUUCAGUCAUUAAUAAGCGAUACUAUCGCUGAGGCCACCGAAGCAGCGAUUAAAGCUGUGAAAGAACAGCUUCUCACAAAACUACAAGCUAAAAGACAAGAGUCAACUUUAAGAGAACUUGAAAGGAAGGAGUAUGACAAGUUCCCAACUGAUGUGGAUAAGAGCUUAGAAGAGAUGCAGUCUUCAUUUGAUGAAGAUGUGUUCACUCGUGAAUACCAAAGAGAAAGCUCUUUAGAAGACAGUGAAGACAAAAAGAAUUCAGAAAAUAUCCUCGGUGAUCAAGCCUCUAAAACUGAUUCAACAGAAGACUCAAUAGAAGAGGUAACUGCAGAUCAUCCAGAGGUUCUUUCUAUAAUAGAGGAGACUGUAAAAAUGACAAAGGAUAUGAACUUUGAACAUCCAUAUGAAAAACAUGCUGAAAUCCUAGAGGAAAUCAUCAAAGAGGCUGUUGAAGAAAACACAAAUAGGUCUUCUAGCGCCCCAAAACAUGGAGGAUGGAUCCUGGACAACUGCCCUAUUAUAAAAGAACUGUGGAUAGUCUUAGUCGAGAAAGGAAUUAUACCUGACUUAGUAAUCUGCUUAUCAGAUACAGAAAACAAUGGAAAAUAUUUACUGAAUAGACUGUAUUUAGAGAAUAAACCUGAAAUUGACUCUAAGAUUUUAGAAAGAUUAUUAGAUGAACUACAAAAGAAAAAAAAAGAGGAAGAAGAAGCAAGAAAAGCCACUGAAGAGGCAUUGAGAAUACAAGAAAACCAAAGCCUGUUGGAAGCUAUGAAUGAGAAAGCAAAAGAACUAGAAGAGACGGAUCCAGAGACUGAAGAGGAGAUUGAAGGUGAGGAGUCUGAAGUUCAGGAAGGGUCUGAGGCCCUGGAAGUAGCCGAGGAGACCAGGGGAUCCUUACCUGAGGAACCUCAAGUGCCGGAGGUCCCUGAAACAGAACCUGAAUCAGUAUCUGAGCCUGGGGAGGAUACUACAGUUGGAACAGACAUUUCAAAAGGAUCCAAAGAGGCCCUGGAAAUUAAAGAAUUGUCUGAAACAGUUGUACUCCCUGAGUUUCCAGAAGAUGCUUAUCCUGAUGUUCCUGAAAUGGAGCCAAUUAAAGAGAAGGUUAAAAAUUUCAACUUUGGCUGGAAACAGCUGGAACCAGCAAUCCAUGAGUCAUUCGUUCAAAUUUUAAACUUGGAGAUUGCUGACAAAACACCAGAGGAACUACUUCAAAAAGUAGUUGAGAUUAUGGAAAAACCCUUCCAGUAUGCAGGAUGGGAGUUAACUAUGGAAGAUUAUGAUGAAGAAACAGAAGACUAUCAGGCUGACGCUGAAGUUGAGGAGGAGCUAGAAGAGGAAGAGGAAGAAGAGGAAGAGAAUGAAGAAAGAAUUAAAGAGAAGAGAAGGCAUUUGGGGGAUAGCAAGCACUUUUGUCCAGUGGUUCUCAAAGAAAACUUCAUCCUACAGCCAGGCAGCAUAGAAGAAGCAGCUAAAUAUCGAGAAAAGAUCUACUACUUUUCAAGUCCUGACGCUAGAGAAAAGUUUCUGGAGCAUCCUGAGAAGUACGUGGCUCAUAAUGAGCCAUUAAAGGCUCCUCCAAUAAGAAUAUGCCUUCUGGGCCCACAUGGCUCUGGUAAAACUGUCUGUGGAAGAUACUUAGCAGAAAAAUUGGGCAUUUUUCACAUUCAGUUUGAAGAAUUUCUUCAAGAAAAACUAAUGCUCAAAACUGAAAAGAAAAUAGGAACUGAAUUUGAAGAAGAUUCUGAGGAAGAACAGUUUGCAAAACAAGAACUUGAAGAACUUGCCAUUCAGGCCAAUGUCAAGAUUGAAGAAGAAAAUACAAAGAAACCGUCUCCAGAAGUACAAUUUACAGAAGAAGAAGAAGCAAUCAGAUUAAAUCUAAUGGAAAAUGAGCCACUGCCUCCCGAAAUUCUUGAAACAAUUCUUUCUGAGUGGUGGCUUAAGGAACCAAUGCGUUCCACAGGUUUUAUAUUAGAUGGUUUCCCACGAUAUCCUGAUGAGGCCCUGUUUCUGGGGGAACAUGGGUUUUUCCCAGAUGCUGCUGUUUUCCUACAAGUUGAUGAUCAAGAUGUUUCUGAUCGCCUCCUUCCUUCCCAAAUUGAAAAGUGGAAACUGAAACAAAAGAAGAAAUUAGAAAGGAAAAAACUCAUCAAAGAAAUGAAGGCAAAAAUCAAGGAUGAUAUGAUUUCUAAAAGAAGGGCUGAACUUAUAGCAGAGAGAGAGAAAAAACAGAAAGGGGAGACACAUAGGGAAGAUGAAGAUUUUAGUGAAGAAGAGCCUGAAGAAGAGGAAGAUGAUAUUGACAACAUCCUUGAAGAUGAAUUUCCAAAAGAUGAGGAAGUGAUGAGUGAGGAAGAUGAAGAACAGGAAAUUGAUGCACUUGAACGCCUGAGAGGUGAACUGGGAGAAAAAUUUGAAACAGAUAUGAAUAAUUUACAAGUAAUACAGGAUGAAUGUGAGAAGCUUAUGAUACCAGUAAUUCUCAUUAAUGGAGCUCGGAAAAUCCAUAUUGUACAAUAUAAUUUGAAUAUGAAACUGAAACCACUGGUAGAGAAUCGUGAGAGCAUUUUUGAAAAAUGUUAUCCAAUAGCAUCGCACCUUGCCCAGAAAAUGCUGAACUACACCUAUAAGCAUAUAAGUGCAUUUGGCUACUGGGACCCUGUAAAGCUAAGGGAAGGAGAGACAAUCAAGCCAAUUGAAACUUCAGAGAAUCCAGUUUAUGCUGUAAUCCAUCGUCAGUAUAUUUAUUUUCUAUCUAGUAAGGAAUCUAGAGAAAAAUUUAUGAAGAACCCAAUCAAAUAUAUCCGCCAACCCAAACCUAAGCCUACUAUGCCCAUUAGGAUUGCAAUUCUGGGGCCUCCAAAAUCUGGGAAAACUACAGUUGCCAAAAAAAUUUCAAGUGAAUAUGGCUUAAAGCGCUUGUCAAUAGGAGAGGCGAUGCGUUAUGUAUUAAACAGCCAACCAGAAACAGAGCUGGCGCUCAUGUUGAAUUGGCAUCUUCAUAAAGGAAUGACAGCACCUGAUGAACUGGCUAUUCAAGCCUUAGAAAUAUCUCUGAUGGAAAGUAUAUGUAAUACUGCGGGUGUUGUCAUCGAUGGCUAUCCUGUAACUAAGUAUCAAAUCAGCCUCCUGGAAUCUAGGUCAAUCAUUCCCAUGGUCAUCUUUGAGCUGGAUGUGCCUUCCAAGGAGAUUUUCAAAAGAUUGUUCCUGGAAAAAAAAAAGGAACCAAGUUUGCCUUAUCCACUGCACAAUAGCACACAAAUUAUGGCAGUCAAAAACUCAAAACACCGCAAAAAUAUUAAUGAGAUUAGGCAAUAUUAUCAAGAACAACAUCAGAACUGGUAUGUGAUUGAUGGAUUUCACAGCAAAUGGUGGGUGUGGAAUGAAGUCAUUAAGAAAGUUCAAAUGGUGAAUAAAUAUAUGCAGACAUACCUGGAAAGAAUAAACGCAGGAAAAGCUGCAUGCAUUGACAAGUUAUGUAUCACACCUCAAGAACUGAUUUCUCGCCUGGGGGAAUUUGGACAGUUCUGCCCUAUCAGCCUGGCCGAAUCGUAUGAGCUCGUUGAUUGUUCUGUAACUGAGUCACUGAAAUUUGCAGCAGAGUUCAGAGGGCACUAUUAUAAAAUGAGUUCUCAGGAAAAUCUGAAUAAAUUUUUGCAGAACCCAGAAUUGUAUGUGCCUCCGUUAGCACCUCAUCCUCUACCACCUGCUGACAUGAUCCCCAAAAGGCUGACACUGUCGGAGCUGAAGAGUCGAUUCCCUAAGUGUGCGGAGCUCCAGGGCUACUGUCCAGUGACCUAUCAGGAUGGAAAUCACAGAUAUGAGGCCCUAAUACCUGGGAACAUUAACUAUGCUUUAGAAUAUCGUGAUCGUAUAUAUAUUUGUGAGAGUCGAGAAAAACUCGAGAAAUUUUUGAGGUUGCCACAGAAAUACUGGAAUCAGAAGCUUCCAUACAAACUGCCCCCGUUAAAGGAGCCCAUACACCUCACAAGUCUUCCUUUGCCUGGAUAUCUGGAACAGGGUAUUGCAACUUCACUAAUUAAAGCAAUGAAUGCAGCAGGAUGCUUAAAGCCCAAAUUCCCCUUCUUAAGUGUAAAGAGAUCUGCACUGCUAUUUAUAGCUUUUCACCUAAAAGCCUACAAUCCCAAUGGUUCUGAAUAUACAAAAAGGAAGUAUAAGAAGAAGAUGGACCAAUUUUUGGAGAGAUGUGAACUCAUUACAUAUCUGGGUGCCAAGAUGACCAAAAAAUACAAGGAACCUCAGUUUAGAGCCAUUGACUUCGAUCAUAAAUUACAGACCUUUCUCUCUCUUAAAAAUAUAGACCCAGUUAAUGGAUAGUUUGCUUGGGUGACUGCAACCAGAAUGUCAAGAGUUAUCUGAAAGGGAUAGAAGGAAAUAGGCUGAAAAUCUGACCCUCUCUGCAGCACUUUUCCCUUCUGGUGGACUCAAAGCACUGCCAGCCAGGAGUGCGUGCACCUUCCUCUAUAAGCAUAAGUCUUAAUAUAACUUACAAAUUAUUGCCUGAACAUUCUUCCUUUAACAAAAUAGUUAUUCCAUUUAGAGUAAGUAACUCAUUUUACUUAAUACAUUUAUUGUUCAAUUUCCUUUUUAACAUUUUCAGUCUCCAUUAAAGAAAAUUGCUCAGUAGGUGUUAGAAAGCUUCAAGAAAUGAAAUUAACAUUGAUAUAAAUAAAAUAGAAACAUUGGUUACACUUUCAACAUAAAGAGCUGUUUGUAAACGUCAUGAACUAGGACAUGUUAUCAUUUUCCCAACAAAAUAAAUGCA